Lepisosteus oculatus (spotted gar) is the source of this 2620-nucleotide messenger RNA. The record is from RefSeq and is a predicted model, not a curated record. Lineage: Eukaryota; Metazoa; Chordata; Actinopteri; Semionotiformes; Lepisosteidae.
AUGCAACAAUGUGACAGUCCCUAUGUGGUGAAAUACUAUGGAAGCUACUUCAAGAACACCGACCUGUGGAUUGUAAUGGAAUACUGUGGAGCGGGGUCGGUAUCGGACAUUAUCAGGCUCAGGAACAAGACGCUCACGGAAGAUGAAAUAGCCACAAUUCUCAAAUCCACCUUGAAGGGUCUGGAGUACCUUCACUUUAUGAGGAAAAUCCACAGAGACAUUAAAGCUGGAAAUAUCCUUCUCAAUACAGAAGGCCAUGCGAAACUGGCGGAUUUCGGUGUGGCCGGGCAGCUGACAGACACGAUGGCCAAGCGCAACACGGUGAUCGGCACCCCAUUCUGGAUGGCGCCAGAGGUGAUUCAGGAAAUCGGCUACAACUGCGUGGCGGAUAUUUGGUCGCUGGGCAUCACGUCCAUCGAAAUGGCUGAGGGGAAGCCUCCGUACGCAGACAUCCAUCCCAUGAGGGCCAUUUUCAUGAUUCCCACGAACCCUCCUCCCACAUUCCGGAAGCCGGAGCUCUGGACGGACGAGUUCACGGAUUUUGUGAAGAAGUGUUUGGUGAAGAACCCCGAGCAGAGAGCUACUGCCACUCAGCUUUUACAGCACCCGUUUAUUAAGAAUGCAAAGCCCGUCUCCAUCCUGCGUGACCUUAUAACCGAGGCCAUGGAGAUCAAGGCCAAGAGACACCAGGAGCAACAGAGGGAGCUGGAAGAGGAGGAUGAGAACUCGGAGGACGAGGUGGAGGUGGACUCCCACACCAUGGUGAAGACGGGCUCCGAGGGCGCGGGCACCAUGCGGGCGACAGGCACCAUGAGCGACGGGGCGCAGACCAUGAUCGAGCACAACAGCACCAUGCUGGAGUCCGACCUGGGCACCAUGGUGAUCAACAGCGACGACGAGGAGGAGGACGGCACCAUGAAGAGAAAUGCUACUUCACAGCAAGCACAAAGACCGUCCUUCAUGGAUUACUUUGACAAGCAGGAUUCGAAGAACAUAGCUCAUGAAAACUGCAACCAGAAUAAGCAGGAGCCAUACCAUUUAGCCAAGAAUGCCUUCCCAGAUAAUUGGAAAGUGCCACAGGACGGAGACUUUGACUUCACUCAACUGCUGGGGAUUCUCAUUUCUAUUAUUGGCAACUUUUUGAUCAGCAUUUCUUUAAAUAUACAGAAGUACACCCACGUGCGUGUGUCUAAGUGUCCCGACUCCAAGCCCUAUUACAAGAGCGCACUCUGGUGGUGCGCCAUCAUCCUGAUGGGGAUUGGAGAACUGGGCAACUUCACGGCCUAUGGAUUUGCCCCUGCUACACUAAUUGCUCCCCUGGGAUGCGUCUCUGUUAUCGCCAGUGCAGUUAUUUCCGUCAUUUUCCUUAAAGAGACCCUGCGUGCCUCGGAUAUCUUGGGUGGGGCGCUCGCGGUAUCCGGGACCUAUCUCCUCAUCACGUUUGCCCCCAGUGUUGCGCAGAAGAUCACGGCACGGGUCGUCCAGAAGUACUCCGUCAGCUGGCAUUUUCUCAUUUACAUAUGUUUAGAAAUAAUUGUGUUCUGCAUCCUGCUGUAUCUCCACGAGAAGAAGAACGUGAAACAUAUUGUUGUGGUGCUGAUGCUGGUAGCUUUGCUAGCCUCCCUGACGGUCAUUUCUGUGAAGGCCGUCUCCGGCAUGAUAACCGAGUCGGUGAAAGGCAGCUUGCAGCUCACCUACCCCAUAUUCUACGUGAUGACGGUGGUAAUGGUCGCUUCCUGUGCCUUUCAGAUCAGGUUUUUAAACCAGGCUAUGAAGCUUUUCAAUGCGACUGAAGUGGUGCCCAUUAACUUUGUGUUUUUCACAGCAAGUGCAAUAAUUGCAGGUGUAAUAUUUUAUCAGGAGUUUUACGGGUUAGCUUUGCUAAACAUCUUCAUGUUUCUGUUUGGGUGCCUGCUGUCGUUCCUUGGAGUGUUUCUGAUUGCCAGAAACAGACCAGAAUCUAAAACGGAGCAUCCUUUCAUUGACAUCGGGCAAGUACCUGGGAAAACAUCCACGGAUAAGAUCCAGCCGGAGACCGGAGGUACAUCCUACGGGGCCCUGGAUGCCGAAAUGAUGCCUUUAGAGAAGAAAGAUGAUCAGACGGGGGACUCCAAAUAAAUCUGGCUCCGUUUCCCAGCGGGCCAGAGCCACUUCCUUCGUGUCUUCGGAGUUUUACACGAGGAAUGAAGUCUUUUCCCAGCUAUGAAACAGACCGAAGAAGUGCCUCUCACGAAAGGGAUGGAUUUUUUCUCCCUUCCAGUACCGGAGGAGGAAAACUGGUGCCAAUUGGGAGACCCGUUGAUUUAAAAAAAAAACCCAGAAAGCUUUGUUUCAUUUCCAGCAGCAGUGGAGCAGAGUGAAUGUUUACAAGACCGUAAGAAUCCGGACAGAUGUGGCGAAAAGGAAUAUUUAAAAUUAUUUAAAGGGCAGUCUGCCGAAGGUGAAUGUGACUGGUGGCUUAAAAAAACAACAACAUGUAACUCAGUAUUCAGGGUGAUGGGGCGUCCUGCUGUGAGACCAGGAUGUAUUUCAGUGAGUCAGAACGAAGGGAGGGCAAGAGCCCAUAUAUCAACUGUGGGGUACACUCUGGUGAAGAUUAAUAAAAAAAAUAUGCAAAAGA